CCUUCCUCACAGGUCUUCUAGCCGGCCUCACCAUGUUCAGCAAGAAGAAGAAACGCAUCGAGAUCUCUGCUCCCUCCAACUUCGAGCACCGUGUCCACACCGGCUACGACCAGCAAGAGCAGAAAUUCACAGGCCUGCCGCGGCAAUGGCAGGGCAUCAUCGAGGAGUCAGCCAAGCGCCCCAAGCCGCUGGUGGACCCCGUCUGCAUCACCGCCAUCCAGCACGGCUCGCAGAAGCACCGGCCAGGACGACCGCAGGAGGUGGCAUCCAACGGGCCGGUGAGCGGCGGUUCCGGCUCCUCCCGAGCCCACCCGCCCGGCCCGCCGCGCUCCAAAAACCCCGAGCCGCCCCAUCCCGGCCUCACCCCACACGCCUCAGACCCCCACCUUGCUCGCCAGCCGCCCUCCGGCCCUCUGCCGCCCCCGGCGGGGCCGCAGCAGCCCCGCUCGCCCCAACGUGAGCCCCAGCGCGUCUCCCACGAGCAAUUUCGGGCGGCCCUGCAGAUGGUGGUGGAUCCCGGAGACCCUCGCACCUACCUGGACAACUUCAUCAAGAUCGGUGAGGGCUCCACCGGCAUCGUCUGUAUUGCCACCAUCAAGAGCACCGGCAAGCUGGUGGCCGUGAAGAAGAUGGACCUGCGCAAGCAGCAGCGGCGCGAGCUGCUCUUUAACGAGGUGGUGAUCAUGCGGGACUACCAGCACGAGAACGUGGUGGAGAUGUACAACAGCUACCUGGUGGGCGAUGAGCUCUGGGUGGUGAUGGAGUUCCUGGAGGGCGGUGCCUUGACCGACAUUGUCACGCACACCAGGAUGAACGAGGAGCAGAUCGCGGCCGUCUGCUUGGCCGUCCUGAAGGCCCUCUCCGUCCUCCACGCGCAGGGCGUCAUCCACCGCGACAUCAAGAGCGACUCCAUCCUCCUCACGCACGACGGCAGGGUGAAACUCUCCGAUUUCGGGUUUUGUGCCCAAGUGAACAAGGAGGUGCCGCGACGGAAGUCGCUGGUGGGGACCCCGUACUGGAUGGCGCCGGAGCUCAUCUCCCGCCUGCCCUACGGCCCGGAGGUGGAUAUCUGGUCCCUGGGCGUGAUGGUUAUCGAGAUGGUCGACGGGGAGCCGCCCUAUUUUAACGAGCCGCCGCUAAAGGCCAUGAAAAUGAUCCGAGACAAUCUGCCCCCCAAGCUUAAAAACGUGCACAAGGUUUCGCCCUCCCUCAAAGGCUUCCUCGACCGCAUGCUGGUGCGGGACCCGGUGCAGCGGGCCACCGCCAACGAACUCUUGAAGCACCCCUUCCUGGGCAAAGCGGGGCCCCCCUCCUGCAUCGUCCCCCUCAUGCGCCAAAACCGCAUGCGGUGAGGAGCCGGCGAUGCCGGCGGCCGCCCCGGCGCCCUCCUCGCCCUCACCGUCGCCUCUUAACUGGAUUCGUGACUGUGCCACUACUGUCGGGGCG
This is a messenger RNA of Gavia stellata (red-throated loon), 1446 nucleotides long. RefSeq names its product p21 (RAC1) activated kinase 4 (gene PAK4). Gene Ontology annotation, molecular function: ATP binding; protein serine/threonine kinase activity. Bases 33 to 1352 code for a protein of 439 amino acids. The record is from RefSeq and is a predicted model, not a curated record. The transcript has 8 exons. Gene Ontology annotation, cellular component: cytoplasm. Lineage: Eukaryota; Metazoa; Chordata; Aves; Gaviiformes; Gaviidae. Gene Ontology annotation, biological process: regulation of MAPK cascade; intracellular signal transduction; protein phosphorylation.